Xenopus laevis (African clawed frog) is the source of this 2151-nucleotide messenger RNA. It is a transcript of the gene pnliprp1.S, whose product is annotated as pancreatic lipase-related protein 1 S homeolog. Gene Ontology annotation, cellular component: extracellular region. Gene Ontology annotation, molecular function: lipoprotein lipase activity; triacylglycerol lipase activity; carboxylic ester hydrolase activity. The record is from RefSeq and is marked provisional. NCBI's taxonomy places the organism in Eukaryota, Metazoa, Chordata, Amphibia, Anura, Pipidae. Gene Ontology annotation, biological process: lipid metabolic process; lipid catabolic process.
CCAUCAGUGAGAUGUCGGGGUGCUGGGGACUGAUUUUCUUUCUGUUGGGUUAUGUGCAAGCAGGGAAAGUCUGUUAUGACAAGAUUGGUUGUUUCACUGACGACAAACCGUGGAGCGGAACAUUGGAACGGCUCAUAGGAAGGCUGCCCGAGUCUCCAGAACAUAUUAACACUCACCUAUUAAUGUUCACUAGAGAAAACCCUGAUACGUUCCAAGAGCUCCGCCCAUUGAACCCCUCAGCUUUGCCACUAACAAAUUUCAAGACCAACAGGAAAAGUCGCUUUAUUAUCCACGGAUUCCUUGAACAGGGAGAGGAGAACUGGCUGGUAAAUAUGUGCAAGACGAUGCUAAAAGUCGAAGACGUGAACUGUUUCUGCGUCGACUGGAGUGGGGGAUCCCGUACCCUAUACAGCCAGGCAGCCAAUAACAUCCGCGUUGUGGGGGCGGAGCUAGCCUAUUUCAUCAGCUUCCUCUCAAACAAUAUGAACUACUCUCUGUCCAAGGUGCAUGUGAUCGGCCACAGUUUAGGAUCUCACACGGCUGGGGAGGUUGGGAAGCGGCUGCCCGGCAUUGGACGUAUCACAGGUCUUGAUCCGGCUGGUCCUUUCUUCCAGGACACGCCCCCUGAGGUCAGACUGGAUCCAACCGACGCUCUCUUUGUCGAUGUCAUUCAUACGGACACAUCUCCCCUUAUACCCAAAAUGGGUUACGGAAUGAGGCAGUCGGUUGGACACAUGGAUUUCUUCCCAAACGGGGGCGAGAGCAUGAGGGGGUGUAACAAACCCAUUGUGGCCAAACUCCUGGAUAUUGAUGGACUUUGGGAAGGAUCCAGGGAUAUAUUUGCCUGCAACCACCUCCGGAGCUACAAAUAUUACACUGAAAGUAUCACCUCUCCCAAUGGAUUCAUUGGAUAUCCCAGCACUUCAUAUGGAGAAUUCACUAAGGGUAACGGAUUCCCAUGCCCUAGUUCUGGUUGCCCUUUAAUGGGUCACUAUGCAGAUUUAUUUUCUGGCCAUGGAAUAAAUGAACAUUCUUAUUUCUUGAACACUGGAAGUGAAAAGCCUUAUUCGCGCUGGAGAUACAGGGUCACUGUGAAGACCACCGGCAGGCUGAAUUUCUUGGGAUCCAUUCAAGUGUCUUUACAUGGAGUUAAGGGGAGCACCACAGGACAAGAGAUUGCCAGACGGUUAAUUAAACCAGGACAGACCUACACAGCCUUCAUUGAUGUAGAGGUCGAUGUCGGACCCCUCACAACCGUGAGCUUCUCCUGGAACAAGAGCCUCAUCGACAUCAUUCCGUCUAAAGUCGGCGCUGAGAUGAUAUCUGUGCAAUAUGGGAAGGACGGACAGACGUACAAGUUUUGUGGGAAAGACACAGUGAGAGUGAAAAGCCUUCAGAGCUUGACGUCUUGUUCCUCAGCAACCAAAUAAUCUCUAUUAAAGGGUAUAAAGAAAGAAAAAAGAUUCAUAACCCGUCUGCUUUUAUUUUCUUAAAUUACAAGUCCAUGGGAAUCUUUGAUGCCACUUUCAGCAUCUUGGCUCCCUGCCUGGGGCACCGUUAGCUCGACUGAAGUUCUGUCCAAUUACAAUGCGGUGUCCACUUGUCCAAUCACAGCACACGAUACACUGACAGAUGAAUAGAACGUCAGAGCUAAUAUUCAUUUAUAUAUUUAUUGGAAUGACACCAGCUUUUCUCCAAUCCAUAGGCACCAUACCAGAUGAAAAAAUCUGGGAAAAUCAGAAAUAGGGUCUAAAACUGAACUAAGCUCUCUUAGAACCCGGGGGUGUAUGCCAUCAAGCCCUGGCACCUUGCUUACAUUCAUUCUUAUUAAAGCUUUAUGAAUCAUAUCCUGAGUCAGCCACUGACUAGAUGGAGCUGAGCCAUCAGUGCCUAUUGUAUACACUGAAGAAGAGAACUGAUUUAGCACAUUUGCCUUUUCUGUAUCAGUUACAACCAUACUGGUACCAUUAUUUAAUGGAGAAACACUCUCAACCUGCACCUUUUUACUAUUAAUAUACUUAACAGUAAGACUGGGGUAAGUCUUAGCCUCAGCCGCAAUGCUCUCCUCAUUUCAUAUCUUUGCCUUCCGGAUUGCUGCUUUACAACAUUUAUUAUAGUGUUUAUAUUCAUUAAAUGCAGCUUCUGCCCCCA